Molecule: messenger RNA, 453 nt
Organism: Colletotrichum spaethianum
Lineage: Eukaryota; Fungi; Ascomycota; Sordariomycetes; Glomerellales; Glomerellaceae
Product: Ras-related protein RABB1b
Exons: 2
Coding region: 1-453 (150 amino acids)
Molecular function (GO): GTPase activity; GTP binding
Source: RefSeq, a predicted model, not a curated record
AUGUACCUUGAGGACCGAACCGUCAGAUUACAGCUUUGGGAUACCGCCGGACAAGAACGUUUCCGCAGUUUGAUUCCCUCAUACAUCCGCGACUCAAGUGUCGCGGUCGUUGUCUACGAUAUCUCAAAUGCGAAAUCCUUCCAGAACACAAAGAAGUGGAUUGAUGACGUGCGCGCCGAGAGAGGAAACGACGUGAUCAUUGUCCUCGUUGGCAACAAGACGGACUUGAACGACAAGAGAGAGGUGACGACCCAGCAGGGCGAGGAAGAGGCCAAGAAGAACAACCUCAUGUUCGUGGAGACUAGCGCGAAGCUGGGUCACAACGUCAAGACGCUGUUCAAGAGAAUAGCGCAGGCUCUCCCGGGCAUGGAGGGAACAGACGCCGCGGCGCAGGCCUCGAGCCAAAGUGCGUAUUCGCUCAACAGCAGCAGGCAUCAGACCGAGAUUUGCUAA